Messenger RNA from Sphaeramia orbicularis (orbiculate cardinalfish), 4538 nucleotides. RefSeq names its product ataxin 10 (gene atxn10). Gene Ontology annotation, biological process: neuron projection development. The record is from RefSeq and is a predicted model, not a curated record. NCBI's taxonomy places the organism in Eukaryota, Metazoa, Chordata, Actinopteri, Kurtiformes, Apogonidae. Gene Ontology annotation, cellular component: cytosol. The coding region runs from base 8 to 1459 and encodes 483 amino acids. The transcript is spliced from 11 exons.
AGGAAACAUGGCAGCUUCCACCAGCACUAUCGGUGACAUGUCGGCUUCUAUCGCUGGCAUUUUGAAAGAAAAACACUGCCCUGAACACUUGCAGAUUUUAAAAACAUUUUCCGAAGCUCUACGAGAAAAAGAAUGCAGAGACACAGUGACGGAGGCUGAGUUCUCCAGUCUCCUUCAGGUUUUAACCCAGCUGUAUGAUGAGCUGCACACUGCCGGCAGGGACAAGCAGGACCUGCAGUCUGUAACUAUGCAACUUCAGCUGACAGCUGAGUGCUUCAGGGCUCAGAGGAACUCCUGUGUCCAGAGCACACGCAACCAGUGCUUGCUCAGGGAUCUUGGUUUCAUUGAUGUAUCAGUUAAAGUCCUAAACAUCCUUCAGAUCAAACACUUGGAGAACAGUGAUGGCAUAUUUGAACCACUUUGUUGUGGAAUCCAGUUCCUUGGUAACUUGGCUGUGGGAAACCAGAUGUGUAAAGAUGACAUUUGGAAGCUGACCUUCCCACAUCUUCUUCUGCAGCUGCUAUGUGUUGCCAAUGAUAAAGCAGUGAACUACACCUCCAUGGUCCUCCACACAUGCCUGGAUGAGGCCAAAGUAGAAAAAUUGGCAGAGCCACAAAACAUCCAGCUUGCACUCAGGGUGAUGGAACUCUGUAGAACCCACCCUGACUUGGACUGGACGGUGCUCAUUGCAACCCAGCACUUCCUUCAGUCUUCAGCUCUGGUGGAGAGCAUGUACUCUGGGAUGUCUCAUCAUGACAGAGUGACUCUGCUAGAACUGCUCUUAGCCCAGCUAAGAGACGAGGACUCAGAGGAGUGUGGUAUCCAUUCUGGUGUUGCUUGUUUCCUGGCCUCUUCUUUCCAGGAAGCUUGUGGUGCUGUGUUGACACUUGCCACUGGCUCUGCAUCCAGUGAUACGGUCCUGCAGGAGGCACUGACAGUGAUUAGCUUGUUGGAUGGUCUUUGUGAGAUGACUUCAGACCGCAAGCAGUUCAUGUUUUUACAGGACCAUCCUGACCUUCUAGUGAACACUGUUGAACUCCUGGAACAGGUGCACGCCAUAGGAAAAGCCAGUAAGAAUAUUUUCAGUGCUGCUCAGAACUUCAGUGGAGAUGGAGACUCUUCCUCCUUCUCUCCUGUCAUCAGCUUCAAGGCUCACCUCAUCAGGCUGAUUGGAAACCUGUGUCAUAACAAUACCAACAACCAAAACAAGGUGAGAGAACUGGGAGGCAUUACUCUGAUCUUGGACAAUUGCAACAUAGACAGCAACAACCCUUUUAUCAGUCAGUGGGCCAUCUUCACAAUCAGAAACCUUCUAGAGCACAACACACAGAAUCAGGAAGUGGUUGCCUCCCUGGAACGUCGUGGCAAUGCUGACUACUCUGCACUCAGGGAACUGGGAUUUCUGGUGGAAGAGCGAGAUGGAAAUUUGCUGCUAAAACCUGUGAUGAAGGACUCGUGAAAACCCCAGAAGGACAACCAGGAGAAGGAGAUCCUCAAGUCCAGAAGCAGGUUUUUCAGAAAGGAGUAAAGUACAUGUGCAAACGAAUGUACUUGUGUGUGUACAUGUUGUACAUGCACAAGGUUUACCUACGGGUGAACCACCAAUAUGUUAUUUAAUGCAUAAGUUUUGUAUUUAAUUCAAAUUGCUAAUAGAUGUAUAUAAAAAAAAAGAUUAGAAAAGGCGCUUUUAAACUACAUAUUACCCCAAGUACAUAGAAUUUGUCUCUCUACCACAGUAAUGUUGGCACUCAUCCUCAGAUGGGGCUUGAGGUAUUCUUGAUACACAAAAGACUCAUGGGGUCUGCCCUGGUAUAAAAGAACAGGUCAAGACCUCAGGAGUUCUUGUUUUGUCUUGACCUGAGUCUUAGAAAUGAAGAGUUUGUGAGAGGCAAGCACAUGCUGGUACCUUUUGGCAAAGCUGCAGCUUUGUGGUUUAAUCCAAAAACAAAGAGCACCACAGUGUCUGUUUUUUUCACUUUUCACAGACACUGAUGUUACCAGCAGGGGUUAGGGUUUAAUCCCAGGCCCAUAGUGACUUCAGCAGUAACCACAAAACAGAGAAUGAUCAAAACAUGAUAGAACCCCCUCCUGCCUUACCUAAUUAAAUGGUGGUGUAUUUGCAGGAGAUAAGACCUUCUUGGAGUUCAGGGUUUUUGUGAAUAACUAUUUAUCAAAACAAACAAACCAUCAAAUUGUAAAUAUUGCAAAUCAAACACAUUGCAAUGCCACCAUUUCUCAGUCCUCACACUAACUCUGAAAAUUUGCAGGUAUUGACUACUAAUAAAAAGUAGGAUGUGACCCAACAAUAUGCAGAUUGGGCCUCCUGCCACCGCUAUAUUUGUUCCUGCUUUUGCACAUCUUCUUCCAAUAACGCUAUAAAAGUAAUGAGCUCCAUACUUGGCAUUGUUCAGUGUAAUAAAAUGUAUUCAUCAAUAUCCUACACCACUUUCUCUCUUUAGAUAAAUAGGGCAUGGAUGCUUCCUGGCAUGCAACAUAGAUUAUUACCCAUCUUUAAGCUAAAAGCACUGUGCUCAUGUGUGAAGCCAGACGCUACUUCUCUUCCCUUUGAGCAAACAUAUAGUAAACAAUAAGAAUUCCAUAACUUUUCAGGUAGUACUUAGUAUUUUGCUGCAUGUCUAGUGUACUUAUACUGUUGAUCAGUGAUGCUGAUUUCAGAUCAGUAGACAAUGCACUGAGAUGAUGAAAACAGGAGUCCGAUGAGGGAAUGAGUGAGUGAAUCAGACCAGAAGCAUUAGUUUGCAGAAUGACAUCCCUCCCUGCUCCUCCCGCUGCUGGAUAAGCUGAAUGGUCUUGACACCUUAACAAUGCAGUGCUUUACAGGCCUGCCCACACCCUGCUCCACCCUGUUUUCUCUGCCUCAGAUUUUUAAUGACAAAAUGUAUUGAAACAAUCGGCUGGACUCUCACUCAAUCCGCCUGCAUAGUGAAGGGAGCUUAUGUGGUUCCGGUCCCCAGGAUUUCAGACAGCUAACAAAACAGCUGUUACUUGCGCUCGACUGGCUGGCUGCAAUGCUUUUCAGCCCCACAGGAAAGAGGCUGUGCGGGCUGAAUGAGGUGGCAUGGCUACGGCUAUCUGCUCACCUCCUAACAUAUUUGUACCACAUCAGUCUAGGCAGUAUGUUCUUGUGUUUCCCAUAUCGGUGUCUGUUACGCUGAUACUCUACGCUGUAAUAUCAUGUAUUUGUGCCUUCAGGUUCAAUAUUCACACCACCAAAACCCUCAGGAAGUUAAGCUCAUAUUUUGGGCAAUCAAUAUUUUCUCUUUAUCUGUAAAAUAUUGAAUAAGUAACAGCUUUUGUAAUGAUCCAUAUAAGAUCAGUAAAGGUCAAAUGUGACAUAAAACUCAAGAGGCAUUAAAAGGAUGCUCAAAUUUUAUUGGUAAAAAAAACUGAAAUUGUUUGUAAUUGAUGUCAACUAAUUUUUGCCAUAUAACAAAUAAAGGAACUUAAGCUGUAUUUCUAACUUUUAGAAAGCAAUGAGAUGGUCCUUGUUGCUGAAAGUUCUAAAAUAACAACUGGAAACACUGAAAUCUCUAAUGCUGCACAUUUAGUGGGUUGCUGAAACCUCUAAUGUACUCACAACUUCCAUGCAUGUACAGUAGUGAAUGGUUUCCACAAAUUUCCCUGGACUUUCUAACACUUGAUGACUUGAUAAAUGACUAUUGGCUACUUUGAAUUGUGAAGGAUCCUAUUGAAAUGGACAAUCUGGGCUAAUUUGAUAAAAACAUGUGGAUUAUUUACAAUUUAGGAAUUUUUUUAUCAAAGACACAAAUUCCAAAUAAUUUAUAGCUCUCAAAUCUGAAUACAAUGACAAUAGUAAACAAUUGUAAAUAGUGACUGUCUUUCCAUCUAUAAAUGACAUAAAGUGCCACGUUCCUCAAAAUAUAAAAAUAUACUCUUCAACUUGUUUAGUACGUUAUAUAAAGCCUAAAUAAACAUUUCUGAAUACAUUAAGGGUGUUGUCCAAAAAUAGCUUUAAGGCCUUUGAUCCUCUCAUACCCCCUUCUGUGUGGUUAGGGCACAUGCCAUCCACCGAAGCAGGCCUAAACCGCGCUGGAAGGCCUUGUGUAAGCAGAGGCCACGAUGUGAAAUUCCAUGUCUCUGCUGUUCAUUGGAAUGUUCGAUGUAUCUGAACCUGAUUGCACCUCUAUGGAGUUCCAAUGAGGCUUACAUGGUUUUGUUAAAAGUUGAGGGCCCUCUGCAAAGCAAACAAUGAAUAUGGUUGGGAUGGAAAGCGCCGUUCAAACUGACAAGUUGGUUGCUUAAAAUAGUAUGAGAGUAUUUUCUGCCUCUGUGGCUCUUGGUGUAACAAAGGCUCUGGGCCCAGGGGGAGAACAUGUCCAUGAGAGAUUUGUCAGGACAGCACCACCGUCCAACUUUCUGAUGUUCCAUGAAAUAGAGAAAGAAUGUGACUAAGCAAGUGCAAAAGAAAAAUAACUUAUCUAUAGCUUAAUAAGCCACUGAUAGUCAGAAAAAAAAAAAAAAAUUAAAAAUCAGCAGAGGAGGAGCUAAAUAUUUUU